GCUGGUGUGAGUAGGUAGUUACCGAUGUGAUUUUUCCGUUGACGAAAAAUUAUUUCUACACGAUACUCAUUGCAGUUUCAUUUUCAUGUGCCCACCGCCUUUUGUGCAUUACUUCUCGAAGGAGGACUCGCAGCAGCUUUUCUUCCGCUCAGGUCAGUCUAAUGCCCUGGGGAGAAGUCAGUUGGGGCAGAACUGCACGUAGUUGCAAUUUUUUUUUUUUUGAGCAGAGCCUGUUUAUCCAUCGCAAAUAUGACUGGGCCCACCUCUGGAAGGAUGAAAUAAGAUGACUUUUCAUGCGUGUUUGCUGGCGCAGCCACUGCCACCCGAUGCUGAGUCGAAUAUUCACGAAGACCUGUCAUGAUGAUUCACAUUCAGGAAGUACGAUAUGAUACGCGUGCGCCGCCGGUCGUAACUAUUUUUUGGUGCCAUGCAAAAUCAACACGCUGUCGUGCGCAGCUAUACGCAAGUAGACGUCGCGGCUACGCAACAAAAUUGUUACGCGUGGCUCCGUAUUACAUCAGCAGUUUGUGCUUUCUCUCACACCACACAUUUAAAUUAUUUUUGCAGCACGACUUAACUUUCGUGGUCCAGACCCGGAAAUAUUUGUGAUGGACAAGACAGCACCGCGAGGCGCCUGCUGUAGUAACAAACGGAUAAUUUUAUUCAACGCAGAACCAGAAGUGGUCUGUACACCACCUCCGCAAGAAGCAGAAGGUGUAUCUAGGCGAACAAGAACCUUCUUUCGAGAGUGGCCCGCAGGGUUCACAACUUCUGCACCAUCAAAAAAUUGCAACUCCGACCACGGCAAAGUAUAAAAUUUCUCGUCCAAAAACACGGGUCCGUCGUCCUGGUGGCAACUACUACGUACAACGACCACAAGUAGUGUCCUCUACGAGAGAGCGCAACAAUAACAGGAAACGCCUCUUCUUCGGGUAGUUGUAGCAAGCACAGAUGAAGCAGGAGAAGAUGAUGACACCAGUAUGGAUUAUGGAAAGACGCAAGAACAUCAAAACACGGGAGCGCUGUUGGAGCUGCUGUGGCUACUCACCGUCGUCGUCGGUGUGCAGGAGCAGAAGUUCGGAUCGUGCACGAACACUACAACAUAUUAUCCUGAGAAAAAACUGUCUCACAGUCUCAACUUGUUUAUGCGCAAGUUCCUUGAGACAGUUCUUGGUCAGGCACGAAAUGCAGGAACAAAGUCGUCUUUCAUAUGUGUUGUUUUCCCGUGCGUCUGACGCAUCUCAUCACAGGUUUUCGGUGUCAUGCUGACCAGAUUCGUAUUACUCCGUCUGCAAAGACAAAGUUUGAGACUGAGGCAGUUUUUAUUUCUUGCGAUACAACAAUUUCAAUUAUUCUGCUUCAAAAUCUUUCCGUCAAGGUCAACAACAACAUCCUCUACUUCUUCGACAAACGCAGCCGCAUCAAACGUAGUAGUACUCUUUCUCGUUGCGCUGGCGUUUUGCUUUCCGAGUGCCGCAACUGCGCUUGCAAAGGCACGGGUCGCUGCCAGAAGCACUGCCAUCGCAGUGCGUGAUGAUCAUAGCUGCAACCAUUAUUUUCAUAGCAGCCACCAGCAUAUCAAAUGCAAACAUCGAUCUGGGUCUGGAAAAUAAAAAAUGCGAUGUUAUUUGAAAUGCUUGGCUCAGACACAGGAGUAGAGAAAAACCUCUCAUGCCUUCUGCGAUUACAGUCCCUCUUUUAUCUUUGUCAUGCAAUAGCGGCUUCUCUUUUGCUGAUGAGACGCGGGAUCUUGCGGAGGAAAUCGCAUCUCAAAAAGUUGUUGAGCGUGGCUCGUCCAGAGGCAAGGCCUAGGCCGCUGAGCAAUUAUUACACAAUAUCACCCCGAUCUUCGAGACCCAGAUCGAUUGAUAUUUGCAAUGCAUACAGCAACAGCAUGAUCUUCACGGACCGCACCGAUCCGCCAGGACCGCCGCUGUAUGCAAGAAAUACUGAACUGUUUACAUGUAGAUGUAAGUCUGUAUAUGCAAAGUAUGCGCCACAGCAUAGCGUAUUGCACUUGUCAACGUGCUGUCCAGCCAUAAACUACAUGUCCUUUUUUCAUACGUCGUGUCUUCACCUACUAGCUGUGCGUGGCAGGAUUUCUCUGUCAUGAGGAACAAAUGUGUCACGCUGUCACGACCCUAAGACACCUCAUAAGUACACUGGCACGGUUUUUUUCUUGGAUACGGUGGCGCUCGGGAUACGCGUCCACACCGAAGAUCCCAUGAAUGGUCGUACCGAUAUGGAGCUCUCAAGUGUUUAAUCCUCAACUGUUACAUGAAUUUGCCAUGCAAAACCAAAAUUACCAUCAGGCAGAAUCGACACGAUGAAGAAACUACUUCUCAUGACGAAUUCUCGAAGGGCCAAACAGCAUGGAGAUCUGUGCCACGUCUGUAAUGCAAGACGCGCACGGCCAAAGGAAAGAAAGUCCCGCCUCUCAUUUUCGCGAAGAUUCUUACAUGACAAAUUCAUGUAACAGUUGAGAGUGUAAAAACGCUUGAGAAUCCCAUAGCCGAGACGGAGCCCCCGAUCCGUUCCCGCGGUCGGUUUCGCCGUACCGCUUCGAUGUCUUGAGUCAGCAUGUCAUGCACGGGCGGCAAGAAGAGGAACUACAUGCUGCAGAUGAUAUUAUCGGCGCGGCGAACCACGCCCUACUGGACGAUCAUCUGCACUGCGACAAGUGUUCGACGAACAGCCAGGAAGAUGCAGUCGUUGACGAGCAACGAUUCUCAGUACGACCUUUUCGGCGGAGCGGAGCAGUAAUCGGAAUGAACGCUAAUACGUCGGGGGGCUCCUUGGCAAUGCAGGAGGUCGGGGGACUCACUACUGGUGGUGCCACUGGGACCAGUUCCAGUACUACUAGUAGUAGUUCUGGUAUCUUUUAUACUUUUUUUUUUUGCCAUGCUGAGCAAAGCUCAAUAUCACGACAGCGACAACUAGAUGGAUAGAGCACUCGAAUUUUUUGUUUUUUGAUAGAAGAGCCUAGUCUGCGAAAUGAUCCCCAAAAAGGAAAAAGCGAUGACGUGCUAAAUCGUAAAUUGGAUGGUCCCCAACGCCGAAAGCUCAACGAAAAAGUUCCUCACUGAUGUUUCUCGCGACUGGCCAAACGACUUAGAUUUACACACUUCGAUUCUCUUCUACUUAAGUUUUUUCCGUUGCUAUAGAUUCCCUGCCUUUACGUCGAGCACUUGAUGAACAAAAUCAAAAAACUCAUAAUGUAGUAGAUGUCAAACGAUAAGACCUUCAUGCAAAAGAAAAUAAAGUAAGGCUCUGCUAUUGUUUUUGCACAAGAAAAAACCUGCUCCCUGCACUUAGCAUCAAGUCAAAACACCUCAAAAAAUCAAAAACCAUGGGCCAACCAAACCGCGGACGCAGCGCCGGAGAAGGCAAGGGGAACAAGGGCAAGAAAAACAAGAAGGGAGGCGGCAAAGGCAAGUCCGGGAAGAAUAACGAAGCCCCGAAAGCCGCCCCCACGGCAACAAAAACCUUCACCCAGAUGCAGUUCGACUUGGCACAACAAAAAGCAAGCAACAUCAUCUGCAUCAAGGGCGUUGAAGCGGAGCCGUUCGCCGAUUGGAAGGCGCGCAAACUGGAGGAGGAGAAAGGCUACAAAGUCAUCGGCGACUGCCCUGACGACGAGCGGAGCAGCGACGAUGACGCUGCUGCUGCUGCGGCAGAAAGGAGCCAAGACUCCGUCCUCGGGAGUAUUAACAUCAAUAUGAAGACUUCCAGCAGGGCCCCGCGAUCCCCACGAACCCACACCGUGAAAGCAAUCCCGGUAGAUGCCGACCCCGCGGCUACUUCGGUCAGCCCGAAGUACUUCAAGAACCCGAUCACCGGCCUGACACCGGCGGAGCGGGUGAAGACGUGGAGGCCGGAGCUGCUCAAGAAAAUCGCGAAAGCAGCAGGCAACGCCUCCGUGGAAGACGGGGAAACGGUGCAGAGACUGGAGGAGCGAGACGACGGGAAAAUGGCCUUGGUCAAGUGCCCCGGCCUGCGCCACUUACACCGACACGCAGGCGGGCGAAAGCGUCUCUCUUGCCAGCGAGAUGCAGACGGCUUUCUCGCGGAUGCAGCACAGCUUCAUCCGGCACGUGCGGGUGCAAAAGAAUGGCUGGGUCGAGAUAAACUCUAAGAGUAAUGAAGAACUUAUGCAGCUCAACAGCAUCGCCCAGUCGGAAAUGAGGAACGUCACGCGCGUGCUCCUCACCGAUUUGCAGGCGAAGGAGUACAUCGCGCGGAAUGUGAAAGAGUUCGAAAAGUUCCAGAAGAAGUUGGAACGCAGCAACAACAAACUGGACGACGACCACAACGCUAAGGACGACGAGCAAGGCGAUGGCGGUGGAAAAAGCGACGAGGAGGGGGACGAGAUGUCGGACAAAACGCCCAUUGAGGAGUCUCAGCCGCCUAUGGCGACCGGGACCGGAAAUAGCAACACCCUCGACGGCGCAGGUGCGGGUGCUCCUUCCACAUCUUCCUCCUCAACCAACGCAGGCGGAGGCGCAAACCAGCCGCAGGUGCCGCCGCAACAGCAGCAGCAGCAGCAGCUGGUCGUAGACGUGCGCGGAAAAAGCAAGAAGAAUGGAAGCGGAGUGGUGAAGAAAUUCAAGAAGAAAAUCACGAACACAAAAAGCCAGGGCAGAAACAAAGACAAGACCACCACCAACGACAAGGGCGCCGCUGGGGGCGCGCAAGAAAAGGCUGAACGCAGGCGGCGCGUGGUGGCGGGCUUGUUCGACAAGCUGCGGCAGAACAAGAGCAGGGCGGGCGCCUCGUCGUUGUCGGCGAGGAGGGCCUAGCUCUUCCUCUUCUUCUCGAGAUGAAAAAUAAAAGUUGAGGACGAGUAGCGGAGCAAGGAGGUGGAGGCGCGAGUAGGCCACGGGGACCAGCAGUAAUGCCAUGCAUUAGAACUACCAGCAAGAGCAAUCGAGUACGAACUGAACAACAUCUAGCAUGACCUGCAAACCAACUACAAACUACAACUACAAACAGCGACUAAUAAUAUCAUCUUCUGCAUACGCCGAAAACAAGAAGCAAGGUAGUACGUGUACGAUUUUGCCGACGCUGGGGAGCGCCAGGACCCAGGAUCCAGCACCGCCAGAGCGCCGGAGGCGACGAAACCAGAACUGCGCACAGAAAUAGUUAAUUUGCACCCCCCCAAGGACACAAGAAUCUCUGCUGUAGUUAUUAUCUCUACAUCCGGCCCCGCCCGGAAACCAGUCCUGUGCCAGGACUUACAUUGCCCGACCCACAGUAAAGAAGAGUAGCUACGGGAUAAGUUUCCCCGGCUCCUAGUGGGAUCGGCAGAGCAGCUUACGUGAAGAGCCUACUUAAGAUUUCGGUCUGAAGCUAGUGCGUUGCUGGAGACUUGCCCGCCAAGCAGUGUCUGUAUUUGAAGGCAGAAUUGUUUUGCUAUCGAUAAGAAAUUUGGAAGUGUGAAGAGGAGAGCAUCUCGCGAAAACGCCCGGAGUUCCCUUGUUCCGGUAGAAAUAAGCACUACAGAAGAGCAGCACUAGCAGCCAGAUGAGAGUGAGCGCCAGACCGAAAGAAGAAAUAAUUGAGAAUAAAAACAACCUGUUGGCGAUGCAGACCAGCAAGUAGUAUGCGAGGAGCACACCUCGAGAAAAAAGCGCCCGCACUUCCAGACUCGUGCUCACAGCCUGGAAAGCGAAGAAGAAAAAGCCAGCGGGCGGGGUCGGAAGCCGCUACGUCAAGAACUAACAGCUGCGGAGCAGUAGCGCGAAGACAUUUUUGCAGAAGCGGAGUAGCAGCUUUGGCUCAAGCCCGCCAACAUGGGGGUGGGCCAUGAGGCGUCCUCGUCACACGACGCAGUCACGCCAGCAGCUCCCCCGCCAGGGGUGGUCCCUGGUGGAGGCAGCAGCGCAAGGUGCGCCGGCACACGCGGGACACCAAGCGCCGGUAGGGGCGCUCCCUCCCGAGACUGGAGGAGCAAGGUGACAGGGCGAAGACUCAAAGUAGGCACCUUCAACGUCAGAACACUAGGACAGCGGGACGAGUUCCGGGACCGCUGGCCCCACGAAGUAGCAAUGCUGAUGGAAGACGUAGGAAGAAACGACCUGGAUAUAGUCCUGCUCCAGGAGACACGUAUUCGCACGGGGAUGGUCGGCGAGACGUGGCCUGGAGGGUACAAGGCGUAUGGUGGGGGCGCAACAAGCAGCACAGCGGGCCCCGCAGUAGGGGGGACAGUAAUCCUGGUGCGCCCGGGGAUCAAGAUAGAAGGCACAACAGGGACGCAGCACAGCAGACUGAUGCGGGUAAGCAUCAAAGCAACGCACGGCAAGGCCGUGCAUUUCUACAGCGUCUACGCCCCCACCAACGUCAGCAGCCCAGAAAAGAGAGGCGAGUGCUAUAACAUGCCGCGAACAGAGAUGCAGCAGCACAGCAAGCGCGACAUAGUAGUGGUCGGGGGGGACCACAGUUGCGAACUAGGAAGCGCGGAGACGGAGCUAAUUAGCUCCGGGCUCCCGUUUGUCGUCGGCCCAUGCGGGCUAACUAGCGGACUCGCACUCGAGUCCGACAACAGAACUAGGCUGCACGGGCUCGCAGCAGCGCAGCAGCUAGUAGACAUUUCCAGCCUGCACAAGAAACAGUGGCGGCACCGCUACACUUUUGAGGGGAACUGGACCAGCGAAGGCAGAAAGCGGCGGGAAUGCGACCGCUUUCUGGUGACACACCGCGACCGCGGUCUCUUUCAGGGAUACAAAGCAGUUCGCAACACGUUAACAACAAGCGACCACAGCAUGGUCGUGAUGGAGAUGAAGCUCGGCGCAGUAAAGAAACCGAAAGCGGCAAAAAUACCGCCGAAAGUUGUAAGAAGUAAACACCAGGCCGAGCUAGCAAGCGAAAAGCUGGGAAAAAUUUACAAUCCGGCCGUGCUUGCGGACAUAGAAGAGGGCGGCACCAGCGCGGCGGACCGACUGGUGGGAGAAAAUCGAGCGCGACGGCGACUCUGGAAGAGCUUCGCAAAAACCUUCCCCCUGAGGGCCCCAGAAAACCAUGGAUAAGUGAAGAGACAUGGCGCAAAAUAGAGGAACGGAGGGCGAAGAAACUCAAGGGCUAAAGGGUGACCCACAUCACCCGGGAAAUUAAUAGGCUGAUGCGGCAAGACAAAAACACGUGGGUAGCGCAGAAAAUCGAAACACUAAAAAAGGCCGACGACACAAGCAGCGCCAAAGUGGUCUACGAGACGGCUAGGCAGUUGGCGGGGCGCGGGAAGAAGCGGCCGCAGGACCUCCCGGGAACAGAAGACAAGUCGUGGACGGAUUUCUGGGGGGGCAUAUUCGGAACAGACCGGCCAGAAGCGCCGGAGCCGAUGCAGCAGACCAAAACUUGGAAAAGAUGCGAAGAAGAGCUGCAGAAAGAAGGGCCGGAAAGCGUUUGGUGUGAGGGGGUCGCCGCGAUCCCUUCGCACGAAGAAGUAGACGCCGCGCUCAGAGAGCUGAAGCGGGGCAAGGCCUUUGCGGGGCCGAUACCGGCGGAAUUUGCGCGAGAUUGUCCGACCGUUCGGGCGAUCAUGAUCGCACUAGUGCGCCGGAUCUUCAAGGGGGACGGAAUUCCUCCAGAGUGGGGCAAGGCGGUGGUCGCCAUGCUCCACAAAGGCGGCGCCAUGGUCGAUCCAAAAAACUGGAGGCCGAUCGCGCUGAUGUCGUUAGGCGAAAAAUUGGCGGGGCUAGUAAUACUGAGACGAAUAGAAGAAGACGCCAAUAGCAAUAAAGCGAUGGACAAGCGGCAAAAAGGAUGCAGGGCGGGGCUGUCGUGCAGGCAUGCAGUUUUUGAACUGCUCCGGGACCUGGAACGGAACAACAGGCAGGGAAAAAAGGCGCUCUACGCGUUCGUAGACUUUCAGAAAGCGUUUGACUCAUUGUCCUGGUCGGUAAUGUUUCAAAUUCUGAAAAAACAAGGGAUGCCUGAGAACCUCUGCAGAGUAGUGCGGGAAAUGUACGAAGAAAAAGCAGAAGUAAUCAUUCGCCUCGGCGACGACAAGCACGCGAAGCCCUUUAAGCAAAAGAGCGGGAUACGGCAGGGGAGCGGGUUGAGCCCCCUCCUGUUUGCGCUCUGUGUGGACUGGGCAAUGAAGCAAUUCGCGGCAACAAUGGCGGAAGAACUAAAGUGGACCACCGAGCAGGCGCACGCCUGGGCGCUGGCGUGGCUCGGCUACGUCGAUGAUCUGGCGCUCAAAGACACGAGCGUGGAGGCGAUGGACUUCGCGCUCAUGGAGUUGGCGAGCGCGUGCCGGUUCAUCGGCCUAGACCUCAACGCGAAGAAGACAAAAAUAAUGAUGGUGAACCAAGACGCACAAAUCAAGAAAAACCCGGGCGCAAAAAUGGAGCGGUGCAUAUGCGAAAAAGAAGAAGGAUGGAUGAUAGAAUGGAGCGGCGUAGACUGGAGCGAGGAAUGGCGGCGGGAGGUCCAGCGCCUCUCGCUGCAAGGCCUCGGCGACCUGGCGCCCACGCGCGCAGUGGUGUGGGAUGACCCCGCGCAGGGACUCACAGUCAUAGCCGAGAAGCCCAGCGGGUGGGCAACGACACACACUGGCGAAAGCAUACGACUUACAAAACUGGGCCGGGUUCAGCACGUUCUAGACGAAGAGAGCGAGUUUGUUUGCGAAAAGUGUGGGGACGUGCUGCCAGACGCAACAGCACUGCACUUCCACUCAACGAGUGGCUUCUGUCGCCCGAGCAAAACAAUCGCAGAACUCAGAACGCUCCGCCUGAGCAGAAUCGCAGAACAAAAGAACAAACGGCAGGCAAGGCCUGCGGCGGCAAGCGACUGCAAGCAGGUGCGGCACAUGGGCAAACCGGUCGAGUCGGUCGGGGCUUUCAAAUACCUCGGCACCGAAAUCAGUAGCAGGGGCGACACAGACGCAGAAACCGCCCGCAGAUGCGGGAUGGCCAGUGGGGUGGUGAAACAACUCGGCCCGAUAUGGAGGGAUGGCUCUGUGCCUCUCCACUUGAAGGCUGAGUUGUAUCGUGCGCUCACUCUCAGUAUAGCUUUGUACAACUCGGAGGUGUGGCGCAUUUCGAAAGCGGCACACACAGCGCUCCGAUCAUUCCAAGAUAAUUCCCUCCGCUCAGUCCUUGGGGGGUACUACAGAAACGUUGAGAAGUCCCGAGUAGAACUUUGUUGCGAAUGAGGAGUGCAGCCCAUAGAAGACGAAACUCGGGCCAAGCGCGUCGCUUGGAUCGCGCAUGCCUGCAGGGGGGACACGGAGGGAAGAAGGCUCGGCGCGCCGGGUUGAGUACGAACUACAGCAAAAAACCCCUUGGGGCAAGCAGGCACAGGAAGAUCUCGACUUUUACGGGAUCCCGUUCCAAGUUCUGAAAGACGCCAAGCCCUCGGGCAUAGCAGUUCGACAAACACUGGAGAAAAACAGAGCGGCCCAGACCCUGCAGAAGAAGCGACGAGGGGCGCCGGCAGGGCGACCCAAGACAGCAAAAAGGACCGCAAUGGAGGAACAACGACGCGAACGACUGGAGCAGCAGCGUGCGGAGAAAGAAGAGCAAGAGCGGAAUUUAUUGCAGCAAAUUUCCGGUAAGGUGUGGGAGAGGCGGCCCAGGUCCGCCUACAACUACACGGCGCGAAGCGACGACGGCAGCGCACUAAAUUUUCGAGUAAGCAGUUUCUACUUCUGCGAGAACUCCGGCAUGGAGGAGGCGACGGUCUGUGGCACAGUGUUCCAGCAAGACCGACAGAGCAAAAUCUGGGCCGCCGCUGACCCCAUGGCCUAAGGGCGAAGGGGAAAAAGAGGAGGAAAUCGAGGAGCGAUCCUCACGCAAAUAGAUAGCAAAACGCUGCACAUCUAAACGAGCUCCAUGAAAAAACGAACGCGAAUAUUCUUAGACUAAGCAGAAGCUCAGUCAGUCAGUUUUUUUUCUAAUUCCACCUUCGUCACUACCUUUGGCACGCGAUUUUGUUUUGCGUUAAACUCGAAAACUUCUUUACCAAGAUAAGACUUUUUUCGAGCUGGAAUGGUCCGCUUGUUGCUUACUCAGUCAUUAGAUUGGAAGAAGCAUAGUUCUUUCUGAUAGACCGAUAGAUCACUCCACUGAUUUCCAUUCGUAUUGGCAAAAUAUGCUACAUGUAAACGACUAAAAAGCUGCGCGACUGCGUGGUCUGGUAACCAAAGCGUGCGCAAGCGCUCUUUGCGAGAUGCUCAUCCAUCGCAAACGCAGCGCGAAGGCUUUGCCGUUACCAUAUGGGAGGAACUCGGGGGUAUGCAACCACUGGCAAAGUCGGGCAUUGUCAAGUGUGUUUUGCCUUCAGAAAGCGGAUCGGGCAGAAUUUGUGGGAAUUUUCCCGAAAGCAACCAAAACAGCAAUUACCAAACCAAGUGGGAAAAGGGUAAAAAAUAGCAGUUUUGCAGCUCCGCCCGGUCUGAAUCUGAAAAAAGAUUGUGGCAUUUUCGGCAAGGGCCGGUGGUGUGAUGCGUUUUAUAGCGGAAAAUGCGUCACCUCCGGGCAGCUCCAGCCGCUUGAAAAUUGAAAAAAAGAGCUGAAAAAAUGCAAUUUUUCGCAGCCUACAAGCGGCCGACAAAAUUUACCGAUUUUCUGCAGUCCCCGGAAGCCGCUUGGAAAUUGAAAAUGGCGCUUUUUUGUGAAAAAGCAGGGGCCGCUUAGAAAUUGCCGCUCAAAAGUGGUUUUUGAAAUUGUCACACGGCCCAUACCGCCGUGAUUGAAAGAAAAAAAGCAGCCAUCAAGCCUGCGGAGGUGUGUUCACCCCCCACGCUUUUCGACCUCUCUGAGGGUAGCAAACUGAAGCCUCCGCCCGCUUGGAAAUGCCCGAUUUGGGUGGCCCAAAAGGGCUGUCAUAUGACCCACAUAUCUUCCUGGCCAGGUGGCCAGUUUGUCAUGCAGGGGGCCAGAAAGGAUGCCCCGCUGCGAAAGUGGAUGGGGGGUCUUCCUGGCCAGGUGGCCAGUUUGUCAUGCAGGGGGCUAGAAAGUAUGCCCCGCUGCGAAAUAGCAGACCGGAUUUCGCCUUCAAUGCUUAUCGCAGGAGCCUGCGGGCCGCCGCGGGCGACAGUAGUUGUCCGCGGCCCUUUAGGGCCGCGGGGAAGUGGUGGAGCCCGCGGCGGCCCGCAGGCUCCUGCGAUAAGCUUUGAACGCGAAUCCGGGAGCCCCCGAUGACCCGCAUAUCUUCCUGGCCAGGUGGCCAGUUUGUCAUGCAGGGGGCCAGAAAGGAUGCCCCGCUGCGAAAGUGGAUGGGGGGGUCCGGGGGGGGCUUGGCCCCCCCGGCCACAUAUCUUCCUGGCCAGGUGGCCAGUUUGUCAUGCAGGGGGCUAGAAAGAAUGCCCCGCUGCGAAAUAGCAGACCGGAUUUCGCCUUCAAUGCUUAUCGCAGGAGCCUGCGGGCCGCCGCGGGCGACAGUAGUUGUCCGCGGCCCUUUAGGGCCGCGGACGAUGUUAGAAAAAGGUUGGCGGGUCUUCGCGCUGGAUAGAUUUUCGCGCACGCAUUUGGUUACCAAUAUCGCCCUCCGGGCGCGACCUUAAUAUAAGCACUAUUCGCAGGGGGCUCUGGCUCGUCUAUUGUCUCGACCGAGGACCAGGAGCUGCGCCACCAGUAUGCCCUGCGUGCUCACCUAGAACAAAUUCAACUGGACGACCCAUGUACGUAGGGCCUAAACUUUGUUUUGCAUGUCGAAAGGUAAACAAGCCAAAGUCUACUAAGUACCCGGCGCUGGCGUGUGCAGGACACAUUCGGCCACAGGAGGUGGUCUCCUGUGAUGCAACAAAUAAGGAGACGACUAUUAUUUUUUAUUCGCAUGUUUGAUGCUUCAGAUACUUUAUUCGAAUUCCAAUGGUUCUAGUUUGAAAGUGUUCCGACGUUUGAGCAGGCCAUAAUCAGUUCCAACACAAGGUCCAGGAACAGGCCUCAUCUUUCCGGCGCGAAGAUGCCCUGGUCUUUCCACUCAGCUUCCGUCGUGCGGCCACCGAACAGCGCCCCGGAGGUGGAACUGAGUUGCAUCAACUAGCGACAGCUAAGCGGGAACAACCGGGUAUGAAACGCGGCAUCUAUGAUCUAUCGUACGAAAAAACUGGUUCACUCUACUGUUGACGAUUUUGCAUCUUUUGCGUGACAGGUUUUCUGCUUUGCAUGACAGCGGACGAGCAGGAUGGGAAAAAACAAAUCUACCACGCGUGCUCGCACGUACAACCAACAUACAGCGAACAAGCAGCAGGAUGGGAAAAACAAAUCUACCACGCGUGCUCGCCCGUACAACCUGUUGAACAUAGUGCCCUUUGCUUUCUUACACACAUUUCUCUCGGGCAAGAGGACCCGAAUAUCACGACAAGAAACAGUUUUUUGUUGCGAUUCUGUCUUGUUCGCGAGCCGCACACGUACUACGACCGUGCCACCUCGGCGGGCUCCUCCUCGGAUAUCUCGACGGCAUCCACCGCCAGUAACGUCGCAACAUCAGCACACGGAGCUGUCAUAUCAAAGUGAAAUAAAGUUCCCAACUUGACGAAUAAAGCUUUAUUUGUUACUGUAAAAGUUCCUAAUGGGAACAUUUACAUUUGCAACUCGUGUGAAGCAGCAUCACAACAGAUAAUUUUCAACGAGGAAAAAUGAUAGCGAAAAUCUGUUUCGCGCGCUAGCUCCGCAGAGGCCAUGCUAGAGCUUUGCAACUUCGAUGUAGGUGAGGAGCGAAGAGGUGGCGCUUUUCACUUUGAUAUGUGAAGAGGUUGGCCCAUCACUCCCGCUUACCACGCGGUUUUUCGUCGCUUUGUACGAUGGGUGGACUCGAUGUACACGAGCGACCAGACGAACUACCAAGAUGAAAAGUGCCCCCAUCACCACAUUCAAACAUCAGAGAUUUGUGUGAGUAGCAUGAUUUUUCAAAGCGAGGAAGUAGAAUCUCAGCUAAGCCAGUUUCUGGAGGGGAUGACUAGCUGCUUGGCAUGACAGAAGUUUUCUCUGUUGCUUGACCAACCAUAGAAACCGCAUACUACAUCGAUCAUGCCACGUAGCUGCGCCCUCGCUUUAUUCUCUUUGUUUUUGCAUUUACAGAUGGAUUUCUUUUUCUUAUAUUCGCAGAUCAACAACACAAAUUUCCCUUUUGAAAUGCGUACGCAGCAAGGAAGAGUCAUGCGAGCCUGUGAGUUUGGCUCGGGCUUGGUGCGUGAGCCAUUUGAUUAUGACAAAGAAAGUAGAUGUAUACGGGCAGCGGGCACGCGAGCGAGCAGAUGCGUUUCUGUUUUGUUUGCGUGCAUGGGCUUAGCGACCCCACCCCCGCAGCUACCGAGCCGCAUGGCUCCUGACCGCAUGGUCACUUCAUGGCCAGCAUUGGCCUCCAAUAACUUCUGCGUCAUGCACACACCGCGUCAUGCGAUUUUAGCGUCAUGCAAGCAUGCGCGUCAUGCGCCUAAAAUUUUGCCCUCCGUCGCUUAGGGCGCUUCUGCUGUAGGUCCACUUUCCGGUGGCAUCGCCACGUUGGCGCUGUGUCGGCUUGCCCUCCCCCAUCCCGAUGUUCAUCCGCCCGUAGCGCGGGGCUCUCAUCGGGUCGCGGCUCUGCCACGUUGGCUCGGGGCUGGCACUAUGUUUGCCUUCGGGAGCGCAGCCGACAUAAGCCACCGGGCUCUUCCUUGGAGUUUGCAUAAUUAAAAUUUAAAAUGCGUACGCAGCAAGGAAGAGUCAUGCGAGCCUGUGAGUUUGGCUCGGGCUUGGUGCGUGAGCCAUUUGAUUAUGACAAAGAAAAUAGAUGUAUACGGGCAGCAGGCACGCGAGCGAGCAGAUGUGUUUCUGUUUUGCCCACCCGCCCACCCGCUGUCUGCUACGUCGGUCAACUUGUUUGACAACUGAGUGAUAUCGCAUGCGCAUGCUGCAAUUCCUCGGUCUUAUUUUAAUUGCUAUCUCAUAACAUACUGAUCCUGCGUAUCCCCAUAUACAUUCUGCCCAUACGAAAUACAGCCUGCGCAGGUCCUUAGUGCUGAAAAAAACCCCGUAAAGCCCCACAAUGUCGCCCCCUCUGGACGACGCACAGCUAGAAGAGUUCGGGGGGCUUCUGGAUAAGCUCGCCGACAAGCGAGCUAGUACUAAGCAAGAGCUUGAACAAAAGCUGGAAGAAUACAACGACAAAAUUGUCGACUCGUUCACUGCCCCAGAUAAGGACGAGCGCAAGGCAGUGAGCAACCUGCUCAAAAGUCACGAGAUCGAACAGCUGUCGACUAUUUUCUUAACGAAAGAAAAACGGGGGACCUUUUUGCAGGCGUUACUCGGUGAGGACGUUAUCGUAGCUACGCAGUACAACAAGGCCUACUCCAAGGUCGAUCGCUUAUCUCCCCGGGCGGCUGCUUAUAUACUCUCCAAGGUCUGGCCUCUGGCUGCAGAGUGCAAAAAGCGGGAGCCGAAAGCCCCCGCCUUGAAGUACAAGGACCGCCGUCGGAACUGGUUUGAGGUCGAUUUUUUCACGCACUUCGACCGUGUGGCGUUGUUUCAGCCCACUGCGCAGCUCGCGGAAGAUCUCAAGCAGCAAAUCGGCGCAGCUGCGUCAUCGUCUUCCUCGUCUAACAAACGGGUUGGUGACCACUCGGCUGGAGGUGGCCCCCCGCAGAAGAAAGUCGCCAUCCAGGACCAGUAUUGCUUUGACCUUUGGCGGGGUGCUUGCAACAACCCGUCCUGCUUGCGCAAGCAUACUAUUCCUACGGAAAAGGACUUUCGUGACCAGGCAAAACAGUUCUCGAUCAAUUUGAGCGGUGUCACUUUCGCGAGUGCUGUAGCAAAUAUUAAACAGCACAAAAAGUGGGCCCCGCCCGGCACUAUUGGCACUAUUCCGCUCCCCAACAAGUAAACGACUACCAUGCGGCGAAGAGACUUAUAUCUUCAAGAGAAUUCUCUUGCACCUGCGUCAGGCGCCGGCAGCAGUAGUACUGCUAAUGCCCCUGCACGUGAGCGAUCUCCGCAUCGGAAUUCUGAAGCUGUGGAUGAUGAAUUUUUUACAAACUUGCCCAGUUCUAGUGUGCAGACAAAGACCCGCUCUUCUAAGCAACAAAGCAUGGCGAUUAUGGUCGCCAGUAGCCCAAAUCUGCUAAGAGCCGCCUUGACUUAUGCAAAUGAAUUGCAACAAGUCAAGCCGUCCACUGUAUCUACAUCGACCUCCCGAAUUAAGAAAUGCGAAGAAAUAACUUCUGCUGCAAAUGUGAAGCCUUUCCCACUUGACUACAAAAAACGCAUGAUUUUCGUUAGUGUUGCGAUUCAGUGUCGGUGCAAAACUUUAGACGAUGACAUCAGCACAGUUCUGACUUUUGCCAAAAAGUCCAACCAGAUCGAACUGCACGAAGUCGAAGAGCAAGAAUUACGCGCGGGCCUAUCGCGUUUAAGACAAAAAACGACACUUAUGACACACACGCAAAAAAUACCUACUCAACUUAGCCAAGUCGUCGCAGUGCAGGAUGUCACUGCGAGAGCUAUUUUUUUGCUUGCCUUCGUCUUCGCGCUUCGGCGAGGAGAGUUGGCGCAAAUAAAUAAAUCCACUCUAGUCACCUAUACUGACACACAUAUCACGGCGGAUUUUCGUCCUGCGUGCCAGCAGGGGCUUGCCAAGUCGACAAAUAUUCAAGGCGUCUCAGUGCGUUGCACCUGCAAAGACGCUAGAGAGACGCGCUUGCAUUCCUAUCGCCAAUUUCUCGAAAAAAUUAACACCGAAAUCGAAAUUGAUUUUCCGCACCUAUUUCGGCACCAUUAUCCUGAUUCUGAGACAAAUUGCCACUCGCUGCGCAUUGGUGCGACGUUGCACAUGCGCUACAAUAAUGUCCCGCCAGAUGUCAUAUGCUUACAGUGUCGCUGGUCGAGUCCUUUUAUGUUUUUGCUCUACUCCCGCCUCUCGGGCCUUCAUCCCGUUGUAGGUAAGUAUUCGGGUGUCAACUUUGUUGACCUACAGCACUAGAUAACUUUGCCGCUGAUAUGACGAAAUCUUAAUGGAUUCUUUGUGCAGAUCUUGUGCAGUGAACUCCAAAAAACAACAAGAGCCUACCGACCAAUCGGAAAGAGUGCAGCGUCGAUGUUCCGCUAUGUUUUCGUGUUUGCAUUCUUCUCCUGAAAAGAUCGGAUUGUCUGCCCACCUCCCACCCCCAUUUACCUCCCUCGGGGCUGGCACUACGUUUGCCUUCGGGAGCGCAGCCGACAUAAGCCACCGGGCUCUUCCUUGGAGUUUGCAUAAUUAAAUAUGGGGUGGGGAGACUUUUCCUCACAAUACGAACAAGGCAGCCCACGGGGUGACACCACGACAGCAGCGAAUGAUCAUGGUGGCGGAACUACUACCAACGGCAGGAGCGGUGGCGCGAUGAAAAGCGUAUGGAGUUCUCAAACGUUACAUUGAUAGCCGUUAGUACAUGGGUUUGUGAGGCAAGAACAGCACAAGUAAAAGUUAAGAGACAAGUUUACGCCGCGCCUUGCGUCACAAAUUUGGAACAGAUUUCCACCCUGUUUAGAACUGAGAUAUUUUGGCAUGCGAAGUAGUGAUUGAUCGGGUGGCCGUGGCUGCUGAGAACAUUACUUUUGCAUCACAAAUCUUCAUGUAACGCCAGCUAUCAAUGUAACUUGUGAGAAGUCCAUAAAGCGGUGCGAAUGAUCACGAAUUUUCUUCCGACGUUCUUGACUCCUCCACCAUCAAGACCGCUGCCCACAAGCACUUCUAUAACCCGAACGAAGACGUCGAUCUUGUACGCACACACGAAAUGGAACAGCGCGCGGUAGGUCUGUUGAAGCGAAUCAAAAGAACGGCAGUUCUACACACAAAGUCGCCGACGGUAUCCUACGGCGGUUCCACGUCAUCUGGAUCUGGUUCCUCCUCAUAUGCUGGUCGUGCACAGAGCAUAAUUCCGCCGGGCGGAGGACCCGGAGCCGCGGCAGCGCCGUUCUUUGCAGGAGCGAGGGAGAUGAGUUGUACUAUGGUUGCACCAGCUGGGCGGGCAGCGGCGACUAGGCCGCUGCAUCACGCUGGCGGACGAGGCGGGCCAGCGGCCGGUGCGAAUAAAAAAAGUGUCCACUUUGCCCCUGAAGGAGCUGCCCACGAUGCCGUAGUUGCAGAGGGUCCUCUAGAAGUAUCUGUUCAGCCGGAACGUCGAGUCGCCCCCUCCAGCGGCUUUCCUGUUGCCGUCGACUACCCGCCCCCGCACCUGUCCACCAAGUAUGAGGGCUGCAAGAAGCUGGAGUGGGUGAAUAUCCAUCUUGCUCAGGUGCGUACAGUUUCAACCGUUUUUACUUCUAUGCUAAUUUACGAUUCGUUUUCGUACAUUGACUCGAGUUUCAAAUAUGUGGAUUUGCGAGCCAGAUGAAGCUUGCAUCCUGUACCUAACUUGCGUUGUUCUCCAUUCUGUCUUUAUUCGGUUGGUCCACCCGGACCCGCAUAAUGAACGGGUAGUACUCAGUGGCGUUUAUUUCAAUGUACUAAGUAGACUUGAAAUCGUAACACCUGAGUAGUGUUGUUGCAUAGUGAAGCUGUUUAUGGCGCAGGAUGAGGAUCAGCACAAGGGAAAGACCGUUUGCGUCCUGGACGCAGAAAGCCUGGACAUUCUGGCAGCGACCGAGUUUUGGCUGCUCUGCCUCGGGUUGGAGGACCACGCGCGCCAGGGAAAAGUCAUCGACCACAAAAUCACUGACGUGCUAGCGCCAAGGGGCAUCGCACGGACCAAAAACCUGGGACUGGACAUGUUCAUGAAGGCUCCGCAGGAUACAUGGUAAAAAUGAAUCGUUUUCUAAGUACGUAUUUUCAUUGGCUCUUACUAAAAUUUUUUUUUUCACUUCGUAUAGCUUUUUACUUUUUUCCUUCGCUCACCACAGCUGAAUCUGUAGUCGUGCUCCUGCUACAGAACAACUAAAGAUUAUCCAACUCCAAUUGUAGGUCAACUUCCCGCCUUGCGCCACCACGUAGAACAAGGCGUCCGAGCUGCUCGAUUUUCGCUCCAAAGAAGAUCGAGGAAGGCAGAGAGACCGAAAUGGAGCACAGAGGUCGUGGCACACGACCAGUGGAGCUGCUGCGAAAAAUGAAAGAACGCGAUCAGGGACGAGAGACGACGCAAGGAGCACCACGAGACAGAGGUGGCAGGAGACAACCGCACGAAAAGAUGCUGAGCGGCAGCGGAAGAACACACAGCAAGGGCACCAUGAUGACGGGCGAGCGCGAGACGAUCAAGAUCAAGAAUUUUUACCAUGUUGAGGAUGGUCUUGAAGGUGACAAGAAGCGCGACGAGUCCGAGGAGGAGGACGAGGACUCUCCUACAUCCACUUCUCCCGAGCUGGAAAUGAACGACAAGGCGGAUGAUCCGUAUGCAACAUGAUACAACUUCUUGUUCCCCUGCCCCCAGCAGCACCCCCCAAUUUGUCAUGCACACAGUUCAACAAUAAGGUGGCAGUGGCUAUGGCAUCAACAUCUUGAAUUAUUAUUCCACUGCAAUUUGAGGUUUGGUGGACUGUGAUUCGCUGUGAGUUUUUGACUUCGAGCUUCUAGUCAGUACAUUCAUAGGUGUGCCUGUUUCGGGCUCCUGAGGCAUCAUGAUCUUUGUGCUGGAUAAUCCGUUUUCGGACCACAGAAACCACCUGGUCAACUUUACCGACCAGUUCAACCCCCGGACUAACCAGUUUUACAGCGUGCAAAACCGCAUCUCCCGUUUGAUCCGAAGAAAAGACGAUCACCAGACCGUCUGCUACUUGCUACACCCCGUCAGCUUCCAAAAGCAAUUCGGACACAUAUGCAUUGUAAAUAGGUCCUCUGGUGAAACCAGGGUGCAAUGCUUGUUCUCCUGGAUAACUUGGAUUUGGGUCGCGUUGUCCUGAAGUCUUUCAUGCGUGUUGCAGAACAGCGAAAGCGAUGCACUGCUUCUAUAAAUAAAGGUAUGCAGAAAUAUAAGCGCGAUUUCAUUUGUCAUUUACAUUUCCGUAUGUUUUUUUUCAUGCGCGGCUACGUAGGUAGUACUUCAGUCCGGUUGUCAUUCAGACAGUAGCCUUACACGACCCUUCCAGGUGAAGAUCCAGAUGACAUAUGUACAAUGUAUAGCACGGCGAUUUCGACGACUGCGACGAUUUGAUGCUGUCCUCUGGGGAAGUAUCCACAAAAAAAAACCCAUCCCCAUUCAAUUUGUCAUGGAAAACAUACAUAGAGAUAGAAUCCUGUGUCUGUCAUGCAAAAAAUGGAUGGGGAUGGGUUUUUUUCUGUGGAUAGGAAGAAGCGGAGCUUAUCAGAGAGAAAAACAAAAACUCACCUUUUUCAGUCAUUGAAGAUCCGCAACAAGGAAUAGAAAUCAAUGUAAGUAGACUUCUUCUACAAAUCUUAAACAAGUCCGCUAGAGAAAUAGUCAAGUCGAAGUUCCUUGCUGCAAGAAAACGAAGGAGAUUUGUGUAGUAGGCAAACCACGCACCACAAAAGUAUGAGGAGGGAGGGUGUUUCUUCAUGAUAGAGCUCCAGGCCGAUAUGGAACGCAGCGCCAGAGACCAUGACGCGAAAUUGCAACACCAAAUGUUGCGCGGAGCGGGAGCGGCUGCAGAAAGCGGAGACGAAGUCAACAAUGGCAGCUCCACGACCCAGACGCGCCUGUUUUAACCAGUCGGCUACAGUUACGUCGGCACUACGAGAGAAGCGCGUAGAAGUGGUUCCAAAACCGCGCCGACGGGACGUCGAACCCAAGGCCCGGACCUUGUUUAUCGACGUCGUUUCCAUCGUGGGUACGCACGGCACCUAAGUGUGAUGACAUUUUUGAUGUCUUUACACUAUCUAUCAACACAGGGGGAGAUGAUAAGAACUACUAUAGCACUUUUAUAUAUUAAAUUCGCAAUGGACCUGCGCAGAUCUCGUGUAAAGGUUUUUUUGUAGAGGUUUUCCUGCUUUGCAAUUUCUUGUUCAAGUGCUGCAGACUUUAUUUGCAGCUCCUGCACCCACUGCUAAAACAACAAAUCGAAAAGUAUUGCAGUCUUUUUUCUGCCACAAAUCAAUCAAGUUUUAUGAAGUUUUUCAAAAAAUUGCAAAAGAGAGUUGCAUCCCCUUGCGGAGCGCACCUAUCUGAGUUGGCAGUUGACGGAAGUAUCUACGUAAGUACUUGUACUCUAGUGUGAUGUUGUUGAGAAUACAAAACCAAGCUUCAAUUACUGCUGAAAAAUAAAGGUCUACUCUAUGGGGGGCCUGUCACAGCUCCCACGCGAACGCGUUAGUGCUUCGGAAAUCGCCGCUCCACCACAAGCGCCGAAAUCCACCGUGCGAGAAAGUUACAAAGUGUCUUUGUACCUGUCAGGUUUUGCGUAACGAAUUUCUUUUUUUAGUUUUUCCACGUGCUGCUAGUUAAGAACGUGCCUGCUUUCCGAAUAAACAUCAAGCACAAGCGGUACUGAACAAGUAUUGCUUUCGAUAAACAAACGCAAAUCAUUAUCUUUCGCUAAAUAAGCCUUGUAGAGGCGUCCACACAGAGCGGGAAGAUAAUCACGACAGCACGAUGCAUUUCGGUUUAGAUAUAUUUGUAGUAGUUCUACGGUGCUCAUUUUGCUGGGCAUUUCUGCUUCAUUGGGGUCUCUCAAUUUUUUCUACUGUUUCACCUGAAAUUCAUCUACCAUUGCACCCACGCAUCGUUUCGUUUGUGGGCGGCUCCUCCGGCAAGGACUAGGACCUAUUUCUACUUUGCUGUAGUAUACGAAAAUUUGUUAAAAAUGGCACUCGGAACGCCGUAUAUGAUUUCGUUUCAAUCAGAACUUCUUCAACUUCUAGGAGAUUUUUUUUUCAUUUUUCUGUUCUAGGGUUGUAGGUUGGUGGAACUCACACUAGUAGACAGUUGUGCCACCACGAAGUCGAAGCGAAUCCAGCACACCGGUACUGAUGCGACACCGAAAAACGCCACCUUGAUAAAACGAUAGAGAUAGUCAUCAACGUUGAUAUUGCAAUGCUUGUGAGGAAAAUAAAAAUGUGUUUUCAGACCGUACUUUCUACUUUAUGUUUAUUUUUGAUGUGCAAGAAAAAAAAUUAAAAUGUCAAGUCGAUCCGCAUGGAAUCCGACUGAAAGCGAG
Molecule: messenger RNA, 20999 nt
Organism: Amoebophrya sp. A120
Lineage: Eukaryota; Dinophyceae; Syndiniales; Amoebophryaceae
Source: the annotation of a GenBank genome assembly